AUGUUUAUUAAAGUUCAAUUCUUCAUCUUCGUUCUAGGGAGCGUGCCUUUCAUAGCACUUGCUGAAGAAGCAAGCUCAGUUCUAGAAGGAGAAGAAAGUGCAAAAAUUGAUUUCAGAGACAGAAAUGACACGGAAUUUGAAGAAUUAACAACCCUGUUGCCUACAAGACUACACAAUGUAACAAAUCUCUUGCAGUUUGGACAACUGAUGACCACAGAAAGUGCAUUUGCUCAACCUGAAGACAGUCAUAAUUCUACUGGUUAUGAAGUUCACCCAGAAAAUGUUGAUGGUGUACCGAGUGGGGAACCAGAGAAAACUGAAAAAGGUGGUCUGGAAACAAUUGCACUGGUUGGAAUAAUUAUUGGAAUCAUAGUUGCAGUUGGAAUUCUUGCUGGAAUAAUAAUUGCUGUUGUAAGGAAGAUGUCAGGCAGGUACUCGUAA
This is a messenger RNA of Egretta garzetta (little egret), 441 nucleotides long. RefSeq names its product podoplanin (gene PDPN). Gene Ontology annotation, molecular function: signaling receptor binding; protein-folding chaperone binding; chemokine binding. Lineage: Eukaryota; Metazoa; Chordata; Aves; Pelecaniformes; Ardeidae. Gene Ontology annotation, cellular component: lamellipodium; filopodium; basolateral plasma membrane. The record is from RefSeq and is a predicted model, not a curated record. The coding region runs from base 1 to 441 and encodes 146 amino acids. The transcript has 5 exons. Gene Ontology annotation, biological process: cell morphogenesis; positive regulation of cell migration; Rho protein signal transduction.